This is a messenger RNA of Amoebophrya sp. A120, 3750 nucleotides long. The record is from the annotation of a GenBank genome assembly. NCBI's taxonomy places the organism in Eukaryota, Dinophyceae, Syndiniales, Amoebophryaceae.
CCACGAUCUUCGGAUGAAGAGUACUUCUACGCCUCUGCCAACCACCUCCCUGCUGGCACAUCAAGAGGACCACGCGGAGCAGGUGCGCCGUCGUCCGCGUCGCACUAUGUAUCAAGCACUUCUAAUCGCACCAUCACGGGCGGCGGGACGGGUCAAGCUCACGCUCAAAGUCAUCACCAGCAAGGCAGUAGUUAUCACAACUUGGAUUUCGAACAGGACGAGCGGGAGAACUUUUUCCGUGUGGACCGGAACUUCGUGCCCGCGCAGCUCGAUGGGUACGCGAACAUCUGGUCCGACGGUCUGGAUGCCAGGGUGUUCCCGAGUUCCACGGUCCUAUUCGCGGACUACAACUCGCGGCCGUAUACCGGUGUGGAACACCGGGCCUCGGAGGUGGAGGUGGAGCGAUUUCAGGGGCGGGACGAGAUGAGCGAAGAGCAUCAACAUGAACUUUUACGACCCGAUAAUGUUGAAGGCGAGAAUUAUAUAGCUGGUCGUCCUCCUACAACAGCUGCCUACACUAACGCCCUUGAUCAUGAGCUGUAUUACGACCAGAACUUCGAGAAAAGCGCUCGGGUCGCGGAGGCCGACCGGCGGGCUGCUUUGCUGCGGAGACAGGAACAACCACGAGGGCAAGACAACUACAAGUACCCCGGGACGAGGGAGCUGCAAGGACAAGACAACUACAAGCAACAACAGGGAACUCUCGAAGGUCGACCAGGCAGCAAGCCUGGAUCUAGUAGUACCGCUUCUGGACCACGUGACGAUACGCAGCGAGGUGGACCUCAAUAUUAUGACGACCUGGAUGAAAAUAAAUUGCGAGAUGUUGUGGAAAACCUUCACGCGGCCAUCACGAGUCGCACUGUGAGUCGCGGCAGUGCCGGAGCGUUGGGUGUGCAGGGUCGUGUAUUUGAUCAUGCAGGUGGUAGUUCUUACAACAGGGGCACCGGCAGCUACAGUACAACUAGAACGAGCCACCAGGUGCAACAUGAUCAGCGUCCGCCAGGUUCUUAUUCGUCCUCGUCGUCUGCCGCACGGUCUCUGGACCCCACCAGCGAACUGCGGAGGCUGCUGGAGGAGGCGAGUUACCAAGUGCAAAAAUGUCUGGGUCUGGAAGGUGGUAACUUGUGAUGCUGUCUUUGGAUUCCAAGAAAAUCUGUAUUGCAUGACCAGCAAGAGGACUCCAGUUUGUGCUACGCGGAGAGGGCAUUUCUCAUGCGGUAGAGGCAUCGCAAAGCCCUCUAAAAAUCUGUCAUGCUAGAAGAGCAUGCAUCACAGACAUCAUGGGCCAUUCAAAAUAUGCAUGACAAACCUGGCAAUCUUUCAGACCCAGACAUUUUUGCAGUUCAUACGAGUUACGGCCUGCUGCAGAAUUACCGCACGGAAUCCGACCGGCGGCGCGAGUAUCAAAUGCAAAAAUGUCCGGGUCUGGAAGAGUCGGGACUUGUCAUGCACAUUUUGCAUGACCCGUAAGGUCUGUGAUGCUGGUGCUAGCAUCACAGAUUUUUUGAGAGCUUCUCGAUGCUAAUUACGCAUGAGAAAUGCCCUCUCCACGUGCCAAGAACUGACUCCUCUUGCUGCUCAUGCAACACAGAUAUUUUUAGAAUCCGCAGACAGCAUUACAUCCAGACUCAGACAUUUUUACAUUUGAUAGCGAGGAGCAGCGGGCAAAUCUGGCGAACUUCGGGCGCGCCGCGGGGCGGGAGGGGAUUUUGCGGGACGGCGCCUUCGAAUACAUCAUGGACACGGACCUGGUCGGCGAGCAGAGAAGCGUGCACGAGUAUGCUGAGUAAAAACGUCCCCACCCCAGAGUUGUCAUGCAAGUCUGCAUGCCAAAGAAGUUUCCUAUGCGGAGCCCCAUGAGAAGCAUUUUCUAGUCGUGUUUUGGAGUUUGUGAUGCUAGAAUCAGCAUGAUGUGCUAGAUCUGUGAUGCUGCUGAACUAGCGAAACAGGAUCACACUAUGAGGGCAAACUUGUCAUGCCAAACAGCGAAAGCUGGUUGAUUUGUCUAGCACAUUUCCCAUCUUGACUCUGGUGCGGGGACGUUUUUACUCAGGAUGACGCGCCGCAGAUCUCCCGGACCAUCGCCCGGUUUGCCGAGGCGGCGCACGACUCCUUCGGGAAUUGGCAGCACAGCGACCACCGGGAAAAUUUCUACGCCGAGAACCAGCAGCAAACCCUGCAGCACCGCGAGUUCCCACACUCCACGAGGCUUCCAAGGCCCGAGUACCUCCCGCCGCCGCCGCCCGGGGAUCAUUAUGCUGCACCAGGAACUUCUUCAACUUCAUCUACUUCUGUGGAGAAAAUUAUAACCUCCGACGGGGACCACGGUUGUACCCCUGCGUCCGCUGUGACAGGCUUUCCACAGUACGACGGACCGAAGUUUUUCGACGACCCGCCCACGAAUGGUAAAAUAACGACCCCGCCGGGUGCAGCAGGGGACGAAUCACGUGUCGUCCCGGCGUCGUCCGACGAGGAGAGAAUCGCUGGUGGUGCGCAUCUUCGUGGUACAGCAAAAGCUCCUGGUGCUCCGUUUCAGCCACAGGCAAGAGCAGGAGUUGCCGGUGUGGCAGACGUGGCGGCGACGCACCGGCAAGAUGAUUCAGCUGCUCGCGAGUUGAUGUACAACCACGCCGCGGGCGAAGGAGGUGCCCCUCCAGCACGGGUUGUUCGGGCCACUCCCGCGAACCAUUCGACAUCGCUCGGGAGCAAAGGCGGCGUGUACAAUUACAACGGGACCACGAGCGCGUCGUCCGCCAGCCGCCCCUCGCCCGCCCCGCGCACGCGCGUUGGUGGAAGCUCGUUGGGUACGUGGCGCAGCAGCGGGCGGAGCGAGAUGUCCACGGAGUCCGAGAACGAGGGGGAGGGGCCGGAGGAACUGCAUCAGCAGCUUGGCGAGGACUUCUGGCUCGCCGGGAUCCGCGGCACCUACGAGUCCAACGCCGCGGACUACUGGGCGGACCUGGGCCCCGUGUGGCAGCCGGACGCGGUUGGGUUCCCCGAGACCACGAACAGCAGGCGUGGCGGCCGUGGUGGGACGAACCAGCAGGGAGGGUCUCGUCCGGGAAGCUACAACAGCACGAUGACCAGCGGUGGUGGUGCAGGAGGACUGAGUAGAGAGACUGCUGGAGGUGCGAGUGCGACUACGUCCAGAAUGCCGCCCAUGCACGAGCACGAGGAAGACCACUACUUGCGCGACGAGUUCCAGGAGGGGCACGAUGGACGAGAAGCUGAAGUUUACGGGAGGACAACGACGUCGAGAGGGAGCAAAACUACAACUUCUGCUACAAAUAACCGGGCGGGAAUAGACUACAGUGGUACAACUAGCCCAGCUCCGCAACAAGAAGGAGCUCGAGUUGAUGACGAGACAGACAUGAUCGGAGUAGAACUACACCAGGGCACCAAGAUGAAAUUAGGUUCUACUUCCUCGCUGGACGACUCGUCCGCCCACAACAAUUCCGUCCGGUCGGAUUACACGUACUACGCCAAUUUUGGCGACGAGAUGCGCGAGGUACGCGCGUUGCGGAUUCAGAGCUCGGCGGCGCGGAGGGACUUGCGGGACGAGCAGAUGACGAAGAUUUUGGAGCGCUGCAAGGUGCUGCACGGGCACUUUUACAAGCUUCCCAUCGAAUUUACCUACAAACCCCGGCCCGACUGGACAUCAGCCGCGUCUAAAGCGGGAGCAGCAGCUCCAGGGGCUAGUACUUCUUCGAUGACGGCCCAAAACGAGUCGCAACGGUUGUUCAAGCGGCG